Molecule: messenger RNA, 1705 nt
Organism: Arachis duranensis
Lineage: Eukaryota; Viridiplantae; Streptophyta; Magnoliopsida; Fabales; Fabaceae
Exons: 9
Coding region: 378-1574 (398 amino acids)
Molecular function (GO): alpha-1,3-mannosyltransferase activity; GDP-Man:Man(1)GlcNAc(2)-PP-Dol alpha-1,3-mannosyltransferase activity
Source: RefSeq, a predicted model, not a curated record
AGCAAUUUCACAAUUUUAAAGGAUAAAUGUUCUUAUCUGCAACUUUGUGGGAAAUAGAACAUACAAGGCAUACUUAUGGGCUCAGCUAUUUUAUUGACAAGAUAAAUAUUUUAUGCAGAGGAAUAGAAACUUUAAAUUGGAUUGAGCCAACCGAUUGAACCAGUGAUCCAGCAAUUGAUUUAGUGAUUCAGUAGCCUGACCGGUUCGGUUUUGACAACUAUGCUUCAGAGUCUCCGACUCACCGUUCUCCUCCUUUAGCUGCUGGUCCAGCAACACUUCAACAGGGAAACAACCCUUUCGAUCUCCGUUUGCCAUAAAUCCCAACCAUUGCUGGAAUUUGUUUCUCCUAUCGCAAAGUUCUGAUCUAAUUCACCCCCAUGGCAAAGGGUAAAGCAACUUCAGAGCUCAACAUCGCUAUUAUUCACCCUGAUCUCGGCAUAGGUGGAGCUGAAAGAUUGAUUGCGGAUGCAGCUGUUGAGCUUGCUUCCCAUGGCCAUAAAGUUCAUAUUUUUGCUGCACACCAUGAUAAAAAUCGAUGCUUUGAGGAAACUAUUUCUGGUACCUUUCCAGUUACCGUGUAUGGUUCCUUUCUUCCCCGGCAUGUAUUCUACCGUCUUCAUGCAUUGUGUGCUUACCUCCGGUGCCUAUUUGCUGCUUUCUGUAUGCUUUUUUUGUGGCCUUCGUUUGAUGUUAUAAUUGCUGAUCAGGUCUCCGUAGUCAUUCCCAUCUUGAAACUUAAAAGAUCAGCAAAGAUUGUAUUCUAUUGUCAUUUUCCUGACUUGUUGCUGGCUCAACAUACCACUUUCCUCCGGAAGUUGUAUCGGACACCGAUAGACUAUGUAGAAGAAGUAACAACUGGAAUGGCUGAUUUGAUACUUGUUAACAGCAACUUCACUGCUUCAACUUUCGCGAAUACUUUUAUACAUCUCAAUGCCAAAGGGAUUCGACCAGCUGUUCUGUACCCUGCAGUUAAUGUGGAUCAGUUCAAAGAACCCAAUUCCUUUAAGCUGAACUUUCUUUCCAUUAACCGCUUUGAAAGGAAGAAGAACAUAGAAUUAGCAAUUUCAGCUUUUGCUAUGCUUGAUUCGCCUGAAGCUUCUUUGACUAUUGCAGGUGGCUUUGACAUACGAUUGAAGGAGAAUGUGGAAUACUUAGAAGAGCUUAAGGCUCUAGCUGAAAGAGAAGGUGUCUCUAAUAGAAUAAGAUUCAUCACCUCUUGCUCUACCACUGAAAGGAAUGCCCUACUAUCGGAAUGCCUGUGUGUCAUUUACACUCCAAAGGAUGAGCAUUUUGGCAUUGUUCCGGUGGAGGCGAUGGCGGCAUACAAACCUGUUAUUGCAUGCAAUAGUGGUGGACCAUUGGAGAGUGUGAAGAAUGAUGAAACAGGAUUCCUUUGUGAUCCUAUACCAGAAGAGUUUUCUUCUGCAAUGGCUAAAUUCAUAAAAGAUCCCAAAGAGGCUGAAAGAAUGGGUAGAGAAGCUAGAAAGCAUGUCGUUGAUUCAUUCUCCACACACACUUUUGGCCAAAGUUUAAAUAGGUAUAUAGUUGACAUUCACAGAGGAAAAGAGGACUAAUGUCACCUUUUUGAAUCAAAUUUAUUUUCCAACAUGGUAUAUAACAUGAUUUUGAUACGCAAAAUUGUUCAAUUGAUGAUCAUUCAACAUGAUCUUAGUUCACUUGGUUAACCAUCUUAUAAGUGUUGGAA